CAGGAAUUUAUACUGCCCUACAUUCUUAAUCCUACAUUUUAUAUUUUUCUCAAAGUACUUUCUCCCAUUGCUUAUUUUCCAUUCUUAUAACUCUCUCUGUGUGUGUUUUUUCUUUCGGGCUUUCGGUUUUAGCAGAAAUGGCAGCAACUUCCAUAGCGAUGUCAUCUGCUACAUUCACCAGUGCAUCAUCCGUUGUGACCGCUGGUCGCCAGGGAAGAAAGAGAAAUGUGGUAAAAGUAGAAGGUUUGAAUUCCUUUGGAGGGUUGAAAGCACACAACAGUGUAGCUUCUUUAGGGCUUCCAGUGUGCACUGAGAAGUCAUUUGCAAAUGUUGUGAGUUCCCUGAGAACUGGAUCCAAGGGAAAAGGAGGAGCACUUUCUUCUACCUGCAAUGCAGCAGCUGAAAUAUUUCAAAUUUCUUCAGUUAUGUGCGGUUUGACUCUAGUUGGUGUUGCGGUAGGAUUCGUUCUUCUGCGAGUGGAAGCCUUUGUUGAAGAAGCUGAAUAGAGAAAAUUCAGAACACAAAAAUGCUGUUUCUUAUUAUCAUCACUGUUUUCUUCUUCUUCAUGUUGUAAUACUGCAUUUAUUUAAUUUGCCUGUAAAAGGAUGAUUUUACGGUAAUUGGUUGUAUUCAAUAACUUGAAAUUUACUCCGGAGAGAACAAUUAUAUAUUUUCAUAAAGCACCAAAGCUUGCUAAA
Messenger RNA from Papaver somniferum (opium poppy), 698 nucleotides. RefSeq lists its product as uncharacterized. The transcript has a single exon. The record is from RefSeq and is a predicted model, not a curated record. Gene Ontology annotation, cellular component: cytochrome b6f complex. The coding region runs from base 138 to 506 and encodes 122 amino acids. NCBI's taxonomy places the organism in Eukaryota, Viridiplantae, Streptophyta, Magnoliopsida, Ranunculales, Papaveraceae.